Molecule: messenger RNA, 973 nt
Organism: Hordeum vulgare subsp. vulgare (domesticated barley)
Lineage: Eukaryota; Viridiplantae; Streptophyta; Magnoliopsida; Poales; Poaceae
Product: copper-transporting ATPase PAA1, chloroplastic-like
Exons: 4
Coding region: 112-576 (154 amino acids)
Molecular function (GO): metal ion binding
Source: RefSeq, a predicted model, not a curated record
GUUUUGCCGAGGCGGCCCUUCUGCUCAAACAGCGGAAAUACUGUAUAUACAGUGAUCGGAUAAGCCGUCCUAUCGCUGACGACGGGGGAGAAGGAGAAAUCAGAGCAGGCAAUGGAAUCUACGUUAAUCACGAUAUUAUGCCCCCUCCUCCCCUCUCCCUCCAAGUCCAGGGCCCCCUCUUCAUCCCCCCUCGCCGGAGCUCGCCGCAUCGCCUCCGUUUCCUUCUCUUCCGGCAGCGUAUGUGGCGUCUUGCGUCCCCGCGGCGGCGUUACCUCGUCGGUCACCGCCGCAGCGGCGGCACUCGGCGAGGCGACAGGGCCCGAGUCUGAGGCCAUCUUGCUCAGUGUUCAGGGCAUGAUGUGCGACGGGUGCGCUGCGAGCGUCAAGCGGAUUCUCGAGAGUCAGCCCGAGGUUACUUCUGCUACAGUUGAUUAUAAGGAAGCAAGGGCUGUCGUGUGGACAACUCCUGAGGUCAAGGUGGCAGAAGAUUGGCAGAAGCAAUGUGGAGAGAAACUUGCAAGUCAUCUUGGUACUUGUGGAUUUGAGUCUCGUCCACAAGGGCAAAGUGAAGCCUGAGUCUUACUGAUGCCACAGAUGAGCUAUGAGCCCAUCAUGUUAACCAGUGGAGGGCACGUGAUGCUCCAGAUUUGUGUGCGUCUCUGUGAAAGUUGUCUCUAUAAUUGUGGAACUGCAGAUUAUUAUGUUCGUGUUCCUUAUCUAUAGUGUAUAAGCAAUGUAGCUUGCCUUGCUCGUGAACUUCAACUGGAACGUUCCAUCAAACAAAUUGCAAGGGUCACUACUAUAAGCCAAGGAGUUUGACGAAAUGCUGAUUUCAUUUUAUGUCCAGCUGAACCUAGAAUGAAGUGUGUAACGUCAUGAAGAUGUUACAAGUGAAUUUUUGAGUUGCUUAGCAGAUGGCAUCAUAUUAUUUGUUACUCUCUAGUGUUUUUAAUGGAAAUGUGCCUUUUUUUUA